GACCGUGGAGACCUAGUUUUUCCACGUCCUCGGCAGUGGUGGGCAUUACUUGGGGACCCUCUGCGUCUGGGAGCUGCCUUCUCCCCCUGCAGCUUUCGUGGUGGGAAGAGAGAGCCUCGGGGCUCUCUGAGCAGAGAGGGUUUCAGGAGAAGGCGCGUUCUGUUUUCACUCCCAGAUCCAGUGAGCAAGUAGUGCUGAGCAGGCCAGGGGAUAGGGGCUGGAUUGUAACAGGAGUCCUAGAGUCCUGAGCUGGGGGCCUGGCGGCUGGCUGGGCUUGGGUUCCAGAGCUGGGCAGCCCCAGGAGAGACUCUUAGCUGAGGGCCGUCUCAGGGUGCAGAGCCGUGGACCUUUGGUCAGAAUGGAGCUGGGGAUCCGCGCUCACUAAGUGGUCUAGCAUAGCAUUCAGGACUGUAGACGGUGACUGCCUGGGUACAAGGGUGACUUUGGACCUAUCACACUGCAGACCUGUCUCCCCAUCUGUAAAAUGGGCAGGAACAGCAGCACCCAGCUCCGCUGUCACGGCAUGCGGUGCGUGCUCGGGGCUCAGGGGUGGUGGCCCAACAGCCCCGCCCCAGGUGGCCUGGACCCUUGAGAAACAGCAUGUUAAGGGACCCAGUCUUUUCUGAGUACUCAGUCCCCUGUCAGGUGUUCAGGGGUCUGAAGGCUCCUCACCUGUCCCUGCGCAGUCAGCAAGCCCAGAGGUUUGGGAUUGGAGAGAGCUCCAAUGUUCUGACAGUGUUGGUGGCUGGCAGCCACAACCCACUUGGGGCCUGCCAUCCAGGGUCCUGGGAGUCUUGGGCCCUGCAUCAGGGCAGGCUUGGGAGGAAUCUGCCCAGAUAACCUUUGUUUUCGGGCGAGGAGGCCAUGCCUGAAUUAGCUCUGACAGUCUUUCUUCAAGCUCACCUUGCCAGGCGUCCUUUGGGGACACCAGGGAAACACCGCAAGGCAGAAGUGGCCUCGGGACUGUCUUGUUAGCUGCUGGCAAGUGGCUGAAGAAAUGGAAAUUGGAAGGACUGGUCCCCUCCUCUGUGUCCCCACUCUCCCCCGUGGCUCCCCUUCUUUCAAGAAGCAUCUGCGCUCCCUGUUUGUCCAUUCCCCUCUUGCUUGUCAUUGGGAGCCUGGCGGGGAGAGGGAGGGGGCUGCAGUCGUGAGGCUUCCCAUCCUGGGACCUGGAUCUGUUCCUCCAGUCACUGUGGAGAUCACCUGCAGGCAUCCCAGGGGCCUGAGAGGGAGAGAAGAGAGGUCCUAACUACACUAUUAAUUCCUACCCCCAGCAGAAGUGGCGUGCUGGAAAACAAGGUAUUGAGAGAGCCCCCCCAUAGUUUCAGGUCCCCUCAGACUGGGCUCCCUCAGGUUCACUGUGCCGGGUCCCGGGUCUGGCUGCCCUCCUGUGGCAUUGAGCUGAGGCUGAUGCUGGGGGGCUUGAGCAAAGAGGGAGGAGCCCCCUCCCCUCGUUCUGUUCACACCCCUCUUCUGUCUGGAAGCCUUGGCUGGCCCCUCCCUUCGGGACUCAGCCCUUGCUCCUCCCUUGGGGUGGAGGGUGGUUCCGGCCUUCUGGGGCCUCCAGACUUCCUGCUACCUGCUAGGUCCCCACACUCCAGCGGCAGGUCUGGGAGGUCCCCCAUCCCACACGUCUUUCUGCCAGGAUGCCCUGCCUCCCCCGGUCUCCACCUGGGAAGCUGUUCCUGGCCUUCAUCCUUCCGAAUCCUUGAGACCUGGGACCCCCCAACAACUGGACCCAAGCGCUGGCAGACUCCUCCUCCUCUUGACCUUAACUGCAGGAGGCGCUUCCCGAGGCAGGGCCAUGCUCACGUUCAUGGCCUCUGACAGUGAGGAGGAAGUGUGUGACGAGAGGACGUCCCUGAUGUCGGCAGAGAGCCCCCCUCCGCGCUGCUGCGAGGAGGCCCGGCAGGGCCUGGAGGACAGAGAGAGCGCUGCCCAGUGGUGCCCUGCCGUCCCAGCCCUGCAGCAUCUAGACCGCAGCCCCCUAGGCUGGUUCUUCCGUCUGGAAAGCAACACUCAAACUGCACUCUUCCAGUUCCAAAAUACCCGUGCCCGGCACCGCAGAGCCCACCACGGGGGCGUGCCAUGGCCCUCACCGAGCGGUUUUCCGCAGAGAAGCCAGGAUAGCGAGGAGGACCUCGACGAGGAUGCAGACCGCUACAUGUGCAGUGGGGUCCCCGGGCAGCCAUCGGGCCUGGAGGAGGAGCUGACCCUCAAAUAUGGGGCAAAGCACGUGAUCAUGCUGUUUGUGCCUGUGACGCUUUGCAUGGUUGUGGUGGUGGCUACCAUCAAGUCCGUGCGCUUCUACACAGAGAAGAACGGCCAGCUGCCCUAUGGAGCAGGCAGGGAGCAGAGUCUGCAGCCCGCCAUCUCCCUCAGCAUCUACACACCAUUCACCGAGGACACGCCCUCUGUGGGCCAGCGCCUGCUCAACUCUGUCCUCAACACCCUCAUCAUGAUCAGUGUCAUCGUGGCCAUGACCAUCUUCCUGGUCGUGCUCUACAAGUACCGCUGCUACAAGUUCAUCCAUGGCUGGUUGAUCAUGUCCUCCCUGAUGCUGCUGUUUCUCUUCACCUACAUCUACCUCGGGGAAGUGCUCAAGACCUAUAACGUGGCCAUGGACUACCCCACCCUGUUCCUAACUGUCUGGAACUUUGGGGCGGUGGGCAUGGUAUGCAUCCACUGGAAAGGCCCCCUCGUGCUGCAGCAGGCCUACCUCAUCAUGAUCAGUGCGCUCAUGGCCUUGGUGUUCAUCAAGUACCUCCCAGAAUGGUCUGCCUGGGUCAUUCUGGGCGCCAUCUCUGUGUACGAUCUCGUGGCUGUGCUGUGCCCCAAAGGGCCACUGAGGAUGCUGGUGGAGACCGCCCAGGAGAGGAACGAGCCCAUAUUUCCUGCCCUGAUAUACUCCUCCGCCAUGGUGUGGACGGUGGGCAUGGCCAAGCUGGACCCCUCCUCCCAGGGAGCCCUUCAGCUGCCCUACGACCCUGAGAUGGAAGAGGACUCCUAUGACAGUUUUGGGGAGCCCUCGUACCCGGAAGUCUUUGAGCCCCCCCUGCCUGGUUACCCAGGGGACGAGCUGGAGGAAGAGGAGGAAAGGGGCGUGAAGCUCGGCCUGGGGGACUUCAUCUUCUAUAGCGUGCUGGUGGGCAAGGCAGCGGCCACGGGCAGCGGGGACUGGAACACCACGCUGGCAUGCUUCGUGGCCAUCCUCAUUGGUUUGUGUCUGACCCUCCUGCUGCUUGCUGUGUUCAAGAAGGCGCUGCCCGCCCUCCCCAUCUCCAUCACAUUUGGGCUCAUCUUCUACUUCUCCACCGACAACCUGGUGCGUCCGUUCAUGGACACCUUGGCUUCUCAUCAGCUCUACAUCUGACGGGGCCGGCAGCCAUGGGAAGCUGUCGUGGGGGCCCUCACGUAGUUCUACACUCUAGUGCCAUAUAUUUUUAAGACUUUUCUUUCCUUAAAAAAAAGAAAAAGAAAAAAAAGUGUCGUGUUUACUUGGCGAAGAGGAAGAACCAACUUUCUGGUGCUAGUGGUUUUGUCACCUGACCAUGGCUCACUGUCUGGAAGCACCGGGAGUUGGUCCGGACGCGCCCUGGACCGCUGGGCCACGUGGGGAGGGUGUGGCGAGGUCGCCCACCCCAUGCCACAGCCCAGGAUGCUUCGAGAGCCAAGGCAAAGGAAGGGACCAGGAGCUCGUGCUCGGGAUGGCACCUAGCACCUGCCUACUCUGGCAGGAGAAGAAAGCCAGUUUGCCCUGAGUGUAAUGUCCCCAACGCUUUGUCUGUGAAGUCAUCGUUAUUUUACUACCUUUAGAAACCGAGUCCUGUUCUUGUUACAGCAGUUACUGCUGGGAAGUGGCUUAAUAUCAAUAAAUAGGUGAAUCUUCCUGGAA
Lutra lutra (Eurasian river otter) is the source of this 3895-nucleotide messenger RNA. RefSeq names its product presenilin 2 (gene PSEN2). Bases 1805 to 3373 code for a protein of 522 amino acids. The transcript has 11 exons. Gene Ontology annotation, cellular component: Z disc; lysosomal membrane; cell surface. Gene Ontology annotation, biological process: amyloid precursor protein catabolic process; Notch receptor processing; intracellular signal transduction. The record is from RefSeq and is a predicted model, not a curated record. Gene Ontology annotation, molecular function: aspartic endopeptidase activity, intramembrane cleaving. NCBI's taxonomy places the organism in Eukaryota, Metazoa, Chordata, Mammalia, Carnivora, Mustelidae.